Messenger RNA from Kickxella alabastrina, 1423 nucleotides. Its product is annotated as CRAL-TRIO domain-containing protein. NCBI's taxonomy places the organism in Eukaryota, Fungi, Kickxellomycota, Kickxellomycetes, Kickxellales, Kickxellaceae. The transcript has 2 exons. Bases 127 to 1371 code for a protein of 414 amino acids. The record is from RefSeq and is a predicted model, not a curated record.
GUUUAAAAGCAUUUCUUUUUCAUUUCAUCUUUUGAGCAAUAUACAUCUUUAAUCGAUAAAAAAAACACUCACACAUCAUUACUUUUGUUAACACGUCUGCCAACUAUUUAUUUAUUUCAAAUAUAAAUGACUACUUUGGACAACCCCGACAUUAGCGAGAGCUACAAGAGCACCACCAGGCCCCUGGACGGAACCUUAAGUCAUCUGACGGAAGCGCAACAGCAGGCGCUCAAGGAUUUGUGGCCCAUCAAAGUGACGCGAGACCAAGUCAAGGCCACGCAUCUAUCAGUAGCCGGAAUAUCCACAAGCGAUGCCCAGGCGGUCGACGAAUGGUACGCUGCCAACAAGAAGAUAGCAAGCGAUCCCAAACUGCAGACAGUCCAAGACAAGAUGUAUCUCUCGGGGGAGCGCGAAGCCGUGGUGCCAGGGAAAUUCAAGCCGCUGUUCAGCGAUGAUCGUGGGACGAGGCUGUUUGCCAAUACGUUUUGGCAAGCGUGCAUGCUGCAUGAGAGCCCCGACGCAUAUCUGCUGGGCUUCCUGAGGGCCUCUGUGUGGAAGGUCGACCAGGCGUUCAACCGCGUGGUGGUUUCAGUCGGAUGGCGAGCAGCACAAGCCAUUGAUGAGCUCAUGUGGGAGGGCGAGUUGGGUAUGCAUGACAAGCUUCUCAACGACGGGGUUCUUUUCCGCACAGGAUACGAUAAGCUUGGAUACCCGAUCAACAUUAUCCGCGUCAAACUCAAUAUUCCCAAGGAGCGCGGCGAUGGGGUUGUCGAGCGGUACGCGGCGUUUGCGCUGGAGCAGACGUCGAUUAUAGCGCGCGAUAACGGUGAGAGAGCAACACUCGUCUAUGAUUUCGAUGGGUUCGGAUUGGGUAAUGUUGACAAGGGGUUUAUCAAGACCCUGCUUACGUUUAUUAACGACUCAUAUCCGCAGCUGUUCAGCGCCACCAUCCAAUACGUUGACUCGUGGCUAUUCUCGGGUCUCUGGAAGGUUAUCAGCGGGUGGCUUGACCCACAGAUUGCCAAGCGCACGGUGAUCUCCAAGAACAUUGACCAGCUGGAGAACUUUAUCGAUAGGGAUCAGAUUAUCACCAGGAUGGGCGGCAGCAUGGAUUAUACAUACAAGUAUGUGUAUCCGACCAAACAGGAGAACAUUAAAAUGUUUGACACCAAGAGCAGGCUGCGUGCAGAGAGCGUUUUGAAGCUGGCUGUCGACGCAAUUCUGCAGACUACGAAGGACUGGGUUGCGAAGCCCGAUGUCGCUGGAUACAUCGAUCAGCCGCGCGCCCAGGCCACCGAUGCUUUCCGCUCGGCUACUUUGGCCCUGGACCCCUACAUACGCGCGCGCUUCCUUACCGAGCGCACUGCGUAAUAAAGCUAAACAAUUUCUUUUUUAAGUUUUUUUUUUUUUGCAAUUGGCCCAG